GCUAACUGCCGGAAUAUCACAGGACUAAAAUUCACAACAAAAAUAUCCAGAGAAAAUAUUUAGAACGCGAUCCGUGAAUAAAAGCCAAAAGAUGGGAAAGUUCAACGAGGAGCAGAUGAAGACUCUUGUGGCGUUCAUGACAGAGAAUUCGGUGAUGCUGCAGAAGCGACACUGCAUGAAUAACUACUCACAGACUGCCCUGUGGAAGGAUCUGUCGGUGUUGCUGAAUAGCCACGGUCCGCCUUUCAAGUCUGAGGGUGACUGGAGACGCUCGUGGGCGAAGAAGAAGUUCGAGAUGAGCCGCGUGAAGAAGUGCCACAACUCUUACUAUGCUGACCUGUACAAUCUGAUUGCCAAGUCGAAUGAGAUCAACGAGUCGCGAUCAGGAUACACCUGGGAGGAAAAAGAAGAGUCAGCUGGUGAGAAUCAAGCCGGAUUGGAUCCGUUGCAGGUGAAGAAGGAAAGCAGGAAAAGCAAUCAACUGCGCUUGAAUGCAAAGCAAAGGAAACCAAAAACGGAAGUGAUGCAGAAGGAAGAGGAACCUUUUGAUUAUGCUCAAGAUAUGCAAUGGUUUGAGGAGCCGAAACAGCCAAGUUUCACUUCAGAUGUUCGCAAAAGUGUCCAGAAGAAGCGGAAGAAAUCCUGCACAUCCUGUUCGAAGCAACCCAGGCAACCCGAGCAUGCUGUGGAUCUCUUCUUCAAGAGUUUGGCGAUGGAAGUGAAGAAUGCCAAUCUCACGUCUGAGAAUCUUUUCACUCUAGAAUGGAGCGUCCUGAAGACGGUAUCGGAGAAGAUCAAGGACUUUACGCAGGAAGCUGCGAUUGAAGUGCAACCGUCAACAAAGGAAUCCUGAAUAA
This is a messenger RNA of Phlebotomus argentipes, 857 nucleotides long. RefSeq lists its product as uncharacterized. The transcript is spliced from 3 exons. Lineage: Eukaryota; Metazoa; Arthropoda; Insecta; Diptera; Psychodidae. The coding region runs from base 92 to 853 and encodes 253 amino acids. The record is from RefSeq and is a predicted model, not a curated record.